AUGUCAGUCGUUACUGAUAAAAGGCUCAGGAGAGGAAGCCCGCCGUGGUCUGAUCUUCCAUAUGACAUAUUGUGUUGCAUUAUGGGGCACCUUUGUUUUGUGGACCAAAUUCAAUUUCGUGCUGUUUGCAAGAAUUUUGGACUGGUUGCUGGCCUCUAUGAUCCAUGUACCCUUGAAGCAUAUAAGCUUGAUCAUGAAUUAACAUCUUCUAGCUGGAGUGGGGUUGUCAAACUACAAGUUUGCGGUGCAAGAAACGGUUGGUUGCUUCUAGCUGAAAUUACACCAUUUUUUUUCUUUGGUCACACUGAUUUUUACCUCUACAAUCCUUUCACUGAUGAUGCGAGUAUCAAUUUGCCCCGUUUAAGAACCAAGGAAUUUAAAGCCACAUUCACCUCCAAUCUGACGUCCCAAGAUUGUUUGUUUUUUGCCAUACAUGCUGAUGAGGAAAGAGAAAAAGUAAUGUGCAUAAGCACCUGCAGCCAUGGUGAUAGAACCUGCAGCCAUGGUGAUAGAAAAUGGACUGAGUCUCUGGGUGUAGAAGAAAACACGAAUUCAUCGGAGUUACGAAGCCUUGCAGGCUCGUUUGAAGCUAGAUUUGUUGAGUCCGAUGGAGAGGUGUUACUAGUAUACUCUAAGCGGAGCUAUAAGCCUUGGCACAUUUUCAGGCUGGACUGGUUGCAAAUGACAUGGAUGAAGGAAGUUAGCUUGGAUGGGGAAAUAAAGGAUUUGUCUGAUCGUAUCUAUUAUCAUGGAUUUAGGAGAUCGUACUUCUACCCAAUCAAGUCUGGGAUUGGCCAAAUCCGCAACCAUUCGUUAAUACGCCAGUCCUGCAAACAUUAUGAGGACCGCAGCCCUCAUAUGCUCAGAGUUUGGAUUGAACCACCAACUCUGUUAUGA
This is a messenger RNA of Prunus armeniaca (apricot), 897 nucleotides long. The record is from the annotation of a GenBank genome assembly. NCBI's taxonomy places the organism in Eukaryota, Viridiplantae, Streptophyta, Magnoliopsida, Rosales, Rosaceae.